Molecule: messenger RNA, 1176 nt
Organism: Danio rerio (zebrafish)
Lineage: Eukaryota; Metazoa; Chordata; Actinopteri; Cypriniformes; Danionidae
Gene: avpr1aa
Product: arginine vasopressin receptor 1Aa
Biological process (GO): signal transduction; G protein-coupled receptor signaling pathway
Cellular component (GO): plasma membrane; membrane
Molecular function (GO): G protein-coupled receptor activity; vasopressin receptor activity
Source: RefSeq, marked provisional
UGCUUUAAUUCAUUGCCAACCUCAAAAUGGAGACGCACAGUAACACGUCGCACCCCCCUAACACCUCUGACCCCUUCGGACGCGAUGAGGAAGUGGCUAAAAUCGAGAUCGCGGUGCUCAGCGUGACCUUCGCGGUGGCGGUGAUCGGGAACUACAGCGUUCUGGUGGCGAUCCACAACACGAAGAAGAAGACCUCGCGCAUGCACCUGUUCAUCAAACACCUGAGCCUCGCAGACCUGGUGGUGGCCUUCUUCCAGGUGCUCCCGCAGCUCUGCUGGGAGAUCACCUUCCGCUUCUACGGGCCGGACUUUCUGUGCAGGAUCGUCAAACACCUCCAGGUGAUGGGCAUGUUCGCGUCCACCUAUAUGAUGGUGAUGAUGACUCUGGACCGCUACAUCGCCAUCUGCCACCCGCUGAAGACCCUCCAGCAGUCCACCCGCAGGUCGCAGGUGAUGAUCGGCGGCACUUGGGUGUGCAGUUUAGUCCUCAGCAGCCCGCAGUACUUCAUCUUCUCGCUCAGCGAGAUCCAGAACGGCUCGGAGGUGUUCGAUUGCUGGGCGCACUUCAUCCAGCCGUGGGGCGUGCGCGCGUACAUCACCUGGAUCACCGCGGGGAUCUUCCUCGUGCCCGUGCUGAUUCUGAUGACCUGCUAUGGCUUCAUCUGCCACAGCAUCAGGAUGAGCAUCAGGUAUAAGAGCAAGCGGACGCAGGUGUUCGGGAAGCAGUCGGUGAGCUCGGUCUCCAGCAUCUCCAGGGCGAAGCUGCGCACCGUCAAGAUGACCUUCGUGAUCGUGCUCGCCUAUGUCAUCUGCUGGGCGCCCUUCUUCACCGUGCAGAUGUGGUCGGUGUGGGACCAGAGCUUCAACUGGGACGACUCGAAGAACACGGCCGUCACUCUGUCUGCUCUGCUGGCCAGUCUGAACAGCUGCUGUAACCCGUGGAUCUACAUGGUGUUCAGCGGACACCUCCUGCAGGACUUCGCCCUCUGCUUCCCGUGCUGCCAGAAGAUCCGGAAAAGUUUCCGCAAAGAGGACUCGGACAGCAGCAUCCGCAGAACCACACUGCUGACCCGCAUGGCCAACCGCAGCCCCACCUGCAGCUCCAGCACCUGGAGAGAGCUCCAGCACUCGCCCAAGACUGACCGCUCCACGCCGGCCAACACAUGACGCUGCGUUC